Ruditapes philippinarum (Manila clam) is the source of this 2190-nucleotide messenger RNA. RefSeq lists its product as uncharacterized. The transcript has 2 exons. Gene Ontology annotation, molecular function: zinc ion binding; ubiquitin-protein transferase activity. Gene Ontology annotation, cellular component: chromatin; nucleoplasm. The record is from RefSeq and is a predicted model, not a curated record. NCBI's taxonomy places the organism in Eukaryota, Metazoa, Mollusca, Bivalvia, Venerida, Veneridae. Bases 170 to 1678 code for a protein of 502 amino acids. Gene Ontology annotation, biological process: positive regulation of DNA-templated transcription.
CGGGCGUAAAUAUAGCCAAUCUUUUUAUCAAGGAUCGGAUAUAGAGUAUGAGUUUCCUUGUUCUCCUUGUUUUAAAGAAGGAAAGUAUUUGGCUGCUUUCAAACAUUGUGUGGAAUGCGAUGAAAAUCUGUGUCAAAAAUGUUUAGGUGAUCACAAUAAGUUUUCUGUAAUGAGAGGACAUCAGUUACUAGACACGGUAAAACAACCAAGCGGGAAAAAGCAGGAAUUACCAAGUAAAAGAUGUGAAAGACACGGAGGAAAAUUGAUAAACGUCUACUGUCCUGGUCAUGAUAAGGUUUGCUGCUCAACGUGCAUGGUUGUUGAACACAGUGGCUGUACAGGAAUAAGUUUUAUACCAGACAUAGCGUGUAAAACCGAAACCUCCAAGAAACUUAAACGUCUCGAAGCCAAUAUAAGCACUCUACAGUCCCGUUUUCACGUCUUAAAACAGAACAGGCAGAAAGAACUAGAAAAUGCGAAGACAGAAAAAAGUCAAUUGAUUAAAGAAAUAAAAUCAGAAAGAAAGAAAAUCAACGACCAUGUGGACAAGAUGGAACAGGAACUUCUUCAAGAAGUAGAUGCCACCUUUCAGACCAAACUUCAACAUAUAGAGUCGAAUAUGAAACAAGUUGAUGAGAGGAUCGCUUCACUUCAAGAAAGUCUGAAGAAGAUAAAUGCUGCUAAACAGGAAAACGAAUCUGAGAAAUAUCUACGGAUCAAACGCGUCAACGAGGAGGAGAAAGUUGCACGCAAUAGUUUAGAAGACUUGGAGAAGUCAAGAAAAUCAGGCGCAAUACGGUUUGAGCCAUAUAGACAAGCGACUUAUUCGGAAUGCAACACAAUUGGAAAUAUACUUCACUUUCCAAUGAUUGAAGUAGACAAAUGUGCUGAAUUUAAUGCGCGACUAAAGGAUGACAAACAGUCAUGCAAUAUUUUAGGCAUGUGUAUGCUUGAAGACGGAUGCAUGAUCAUGACAGAUUACAAGAAUAAAUGUGUUAAGAAAAUGAAUAAUUCCUUCCAGAUCAUAUCUUCGCUGAAUGUCACUGACAAUCCUGUUGGUAUUUGUCAGAUAGACGCAUCACUGGUGGCCGUUACUCUGAUUAAUGAUAAGACAGUUCAGUUUAUCUCACAGAAAGAACCUAUGGAGUUACAGCAGUCAUUCAAGGUCGGCGAUAGAUGUCGGGGUAUUGCAUACAAUAACGGGAUGAUUUAUGUUUGCUGCGCCGGAUCAAAGAAUAGAAAAGAUGAAGGUGUUGGUCACAUGGAGGUAUAUACAGUGUUUGGGGAAUUGGUUUUAUCUCAUUAUGAUGAGAUUGAAUGGCCAUUAAAUAUAACGAUUUCAAAAACAACAAUGGAGGUUUUCGUGAUCGAUGUGUAUAAAGGUAUCUUAAACAUCAAUAGAAACCGAAGGAUGAGUCCCAUAAUUGUAGAUAACAAAUUAUUCUCGGAUCCUCGUUAUAUUUGUAAGAUAAACAAUAGCCAGUAUUGUGUUGGUUUCUAUCAGUCAGACAAAUUUCUUAUGAUGUCACAUGAUGGAAAGGAUCAGGUAGAACUCUCAAUAAGAGAAAAUAGUUUAGGUCCUACCUGUUUAUGUUUUGAUAACACAACUUUAAGACUUGUAGUUUCCUGUUGGGAAAGUGACAAAAUCAUGGUUUAUACUUUAAAGAUAAGUGACUGAUUUGUCAUUAACAAAGUACCGCUACCGGAAUAAGGAAGGUGAAUCGCUGAAAACGAAGAAGUGGCGAAAUACAGUUUUUAUAAUGCAUUAUAUAAAUAUACCUAUAUGUCAGUAUCUAAUUAAAUGCAUAUUGUUUUUUAAUGAUGAUGUGUUGUAUCUAUUUGUUGAUUAUAUUACUUUCAAAUACAUGCACAUAGUAUAAAAUACUAUAUUUAUUAAUAAAGGAACAUACUGACUUCAUGUACAAAAUGAACAGUUACAUAUGUACAUGCAUUUUGUUAGUUUUAAUACCAAAAUUGUAUAAAGAAAGUAGUAUGACUUGUUAUAAAACUUGUUUAGAAAAUAGACCUUUUCAAUAUCAUAGAUAUGUAUGUUUGUGAAUUUUGUUUCAAAAAAUUGCAGUUAUAGUAAUAUCUGUCCUGCUUCAAUAUAAUCAUAAGAAGAGAAUCUAAACGAUUUGUAAAUUAUUUUACACAGACAAAUAAGGAAUACAGUAUUAUUUCUAGUGUACU